Messenger RNA from Ipomoea nil (Japanese morning glory), 1293 nucleotides. RefSeq lists its product as uncharacterized. The record is from RefSeq and is a predicted model, not a curated record. Lineage: Eukaryota; Viridiplantae; Streptophyta; Magnoliopsida; Solanales; Convolvulaceae. The transcript has 3 exons. Bases 1 to 1293 code for a protein of 430 amino acids.
AUGGAUGCAAAAAUUGAUAAGGUUGCUCAGUCCAACCAAGCAUCCAUUCAUAAUUUAGAGAUGCAAGUAGGUCAAUUGGCUAAAUUGGUUGCCGAAAAGGAUCGAGGUAAGUUUCCUAGUACCACUGAAAUAAACCCUAGGGAAGGAGCUAUGGCUGUCACGUUGAGAAGUGGUAAGAUAUUGAAUGAAAUUAUGAAAGACAAUGAACCCACGAGGGUUGAGAAAGAGAGUGAUAAAGAAGAGGAUCAAGUGCCUAAAGAGAAUUCUAGUGAUCAAAACCUCAAUUCCUCUAUAAUUAAUAUUCCUUUUGCAGAAGCACUUGCCAAUAUGCCAUCUUAUGCCAAGUACAUUAAGGAAAUUGUGUCUAAUAAAAAGAAAUUGGAAGAGUUUGCUACUGUGCAUUUAAAUGAGGAGUGUGCCGGUAUUAACCUUAUGCCUUUAAAUCUUUUCCAUAAGUUGGGAAUAGCUGAAAUGAAGCCAACAACAAUCUCUCUUCAACUUGCUGAUAGAUCAGUCAAGUACCCGCUUGGAGUAGUGGAGGAUAUAUUGGUAAAAGUUGGUAAAUUUUAUUUUCCUGCUGAUUUCCUGAUUCUUGAUAUGGGUAGUGAUACAGAUACAUCUCUUAUACUUGGUAGGCCAUUUUUGUUGACAGGAGGAGUAUUAAUUGAUAUGCCUUUAGGGAAAUUGAUUUUUAGAGUAGGUACAGAAAAAGAGGAAUUCUCUAUCUCUAAAGCUGUAAAAUUACCAACCUUUGAUGAAUCAUGUCUUUUUGUUGAUGUUAUUGAGAAACCUUUAGAAGAAGAAUUUGUUAAGAAUUCACCUAGUGAAACACCACAUCAACUUGAACUUAAACCACCUUCAUUGCGGUUCAAAUACGAAUUUUUUAGUAACAAUGAUACUUUUCUUAUGUUUUCUUAUGCUGAUUUACUUCAUGCAAAAGAAGAGAGAUUGUGGAGAACAUUGACUAAAGCUUGGCAUGACAAAAAUAAUUUUUGGAGAGAAUUCAAUGUAGGGCAAGAAGUUUUGUUGUCUAAUUCUUGUCUUAAGCUUUUUCUAGAGAAAUUGAAGUCUAGAUGGUUUGGUCCUUUCAUGGUCACUAAAGUUUGUUCGUAUGAGGCCAUAGAGAUUGAAAGAGAGAAAAAGAGAUCAUUCAUGGUUGCUUCACCAAAAGGCAGCCCCGGAAGAAACUGGCAACUAACAGGGAAGUUUCCUGUUUAUUUUAUUUUCUCAUACUUGCUUUUAUAUUUAACAUUGAGGACAAUGUUGAGUUUGAGUGUGGGGAAGGUAAAGUAA